Molecule: messenger RNA, 2103 nt
Organism: Acanthaster planci (crown-of-thorns starfish)
Lineage: Eukaryota; Metazoa; Echinodermata; Asteroidea; Valvatida; Acanthasteridae
Molecular function (GO): sequence-specific DNA binding
Source: RefSeq, a predicted model, not a curated record
GAAAUAAAAAGCCCAAACCUUUCAAAGACGCCCCCUGUAGUUCAGCAACCAUAAACAUGAUUAAAAAUGGCGAAGCGAAAAUCUAGAAGAAGGUGUUCUGCGCUACAUUGCAAAAACAGUUCUGCAAAGAACCCAGAUUUGUCAUUCUACAGGUUUCCUAAAGACAAAGAAAGAAGUGCAAGAUGGAUUCAAAACACAGGGCGAAAGGACUUGCUGAAGAGAACUCCAGACUACCUGUAUACAAAUUACCGGAUCUGCUCUCAUCACUUCGAGCCAGGCAAGAUCCUCCCCACUGGCCGACUUGUGUGGAAUGCUGUCCCAACGAUAUUCCAUUCAGGCAUGUCCAAGCCCAGAGAAAUAGACCAAGUAUCAAGGACACACGCAGUGGUAAUGCAGAAUGCAUCAAGACAGGAUGAAAAUAACGACAACUCACUAAAGACGUACUCAAAAAUUAUUCAAGCUCGGGCAGAGAUACAGAAACGGCACACAUAUGCCAAACCUGCAACAUGGCUAUCAACACAAGUGCCACUAGCUUAUCUGAACCAGGAGCCUGAUGCAGUGAAUUAUCAAGCAGCACCAGGGCCAAUGCUAUAUACAGGUCCAGCAGAGGAUGGAAGAGCACAUGUUAACAAGGUCACACAGUCUUCUAGUGAACUACAGCAGAUAGAGAGACUCAGGACUCAAGUCCUACACUUGCAGGCGAGUUUAGUUCGGGCAAAAAACCAAGCCCUUAAUUGCAGAUGCAGCAGAAGUGCAUCAAGUGAGGAAGCUCUGAUUUACCAACGGCAGACGAAAGCAACGGAAAUGCAGACCGGCGGCAAGAAGAAGAGAACAAAAGCUCAAUGUUUAGCAACUGAGCGAGUCAGGGUUCACAGACUUCGUAAAAAGGUAGCGCAGUUGCAGGCACGCCUGAAAGAGACCAAAAAGGACCCCAGCUCAGUGGAGUGUAUAGUGGAGAAGGCCAGCGAGUACCUCAGUGGAACAGCGUUGCAGUUUUUUGCCAGCCAGCUGCGCAUAGCUAAGAGGCGGGCUCAGGGGCGACGCUACUCCCAACAGGACAAGCACUUUGCAUGGAGCCUCUAUCAGCAGAACCCCAUGGCCUACAAAUUCUGCCGGAAAAUAUUUGCACUACCAACUGCACUUUACCUCAGGAGAGUAAAAAUGCGGCCGAAAGUCACUGACGCAUCACCGGAGGGGCUUAGGGCAACACCUUGUGAGAAGAAUGCAGUCCAGACAGCCACCUGUGAGGCUGGACCAUUGUCAGCAUCAUCAGAGAAGGAUCCAGGGUUGCAAUAAAAAACCAAGAACCAUCUGAUGUUGAAUAAAUUCAGUAGAAAUUGAUUUAAUUUCCAAUUUCUUCCUUCUCAACUGUUACCAGUGGCAUAUCCAGCAUUUACAAAGACAGGGGUGGGUUUACUAAAACAAAUGGGUACACGAAAUGGAGGUCAAACCCCACCGUACAAGUGGCACAUUGCUUUUUUUUAUGUAGAACUAAAUUUCUGCUGUGAAUGCAAUUAAGUAACCAGGUCAGAACAGAAAGAAACGGAAGAAAUGUAUUUCCCACUGAAAAAAUCUAAAAGAUUGUUGGAGGGAGAGGGGAAAAGGGCAACAACACCCUCUCUAUCAGGGUCAAUUCUUGAAUGCACCUGUUCAACCUGAGAAAGUUAGUUUGUGAGCUGUACAUUCUAAGUGAAAAGCUUUAGCUUGUAAGAAUCCCUAUUCUGGCUGGGAACAAAAAAACGAAUACAUGUAAUGAAACAAGCGACAUUUGCCACAUCGUCGGAUGAUAUGCUGGAUGAGAUGUCCCAGUGCUCAAACAAUAUGUGUUCAUUAUUUCAAAAAUCAUUCGGAGGAUGAUUUGUAUUCUUUAUUUGUCCACAUCUUUGUUCUUUGACUGACAAAACAUGUUGUUGAUAUUGGAAACAAAUUCGUCAUUUUGUACUCCCUCAUUCAGAUUUUUGGUUGUGGUUUGAUUUUGGGGGGAAUCGUCAUCUGCCUUAUUGGUCUGGGCGAGACAAACAUCUUGUCAUCCCAAACCUUGUCAUGGUCUUCAUUGUGUAACCAUUGUUAUUUGGAGAAAUAAAAAUUGAAACAAGACAUGAA